UCAAGACAAAGAGAAGAUAGAGAGAGAGAGAGAGAGAGAGAGAGAGAGAGAGAGAGAGAGAGAGGAAUGGAGGGAGGUGGUAGUGGAGAUGGAAGCCUCACCAAUGUCUUGGCCUCUCCAAACAGGGAUUUUCUCAUAUCUCCAUCUGGAGACAAGGUCAGUGUUAAGGAAUUAGAAGGAAAAACUGUUGGAUUGUAUUUUGCUGCAAACUGGUACUCAAAAUGUGAAACUUUCAACCCAGUUUUGGCUCAAGUUUAUGCUCAAUUGAAGGAACAAGGAUUGAAAUUCGAAGUAGUUUUUGUGUCUUCUGAUGAGGAUCAAAGCUUAUUUGAGCAGUUCCACAGCAAAAUGCCUUGGCUUGCUGUGCCAUUCAAUGAUCUACAAUCUAAGAGAGGUCUCACUGAAAAAUACCAUAUUGAAGGCAUUCCCUCCUUGAUCAUACUUAAUCCCAAUGGUGAGUUAUUGCGCACCGACAGUGUAGACCUCAUCUAUCGCUAUGGUUGUCAAGCUUAUCCAUUUACACCGGAGAGGAUGAUCGAAUUGGAGGCCGAAGAAAAGGCAAGACAUGCAUCUCAAACUUUAGAGAAACUCUUGGCUAUUAAUGGUAGAGACUAUGUACUGAGUCAUAAGGAGCAGGUUUUGGUUUCAAAUCUAGUAGGGAAGACAGUAGGAUUGUACUUUUCAGCUAACUGCUCUCCUUGUGCCAAAUUUACUUCUAGAUUGGUGUCGAUAUAUGACAGUUUGAAAGAGAAGAACAAGGAGUUUGAGAUUGUGUUUGUUUCAAUGGACAAAGAUUUGGAAGAGUUCUUACAAUGCUUUAAUGGCAUGCCAUGGCUUGCUUUGCCUUAUGACAAUGAGUCAUCGAAGGACCUAUCUCGGUAUUUCGACAUCAAAGGGAUUCCCUCACUCAUUAUUCUAGGUCCUGAUGGAAAGACAGUCACAAGGGAUGGAAGGAAUCUGAUAAACUUGCACUUGGAAAUGGCAUUUCCUUUCACCGAAGCACAAUUACAGUUACUCCAAGAAAAGAUUGAUGAAGAGGCUAAGGCUUAUCCAACUACUUUUCACCAUGUUGGUCACCAACAUGUUCUGAAUUUAGUUUCGGCGAACUCAGGCGGCGGCCCAUAUAUUUGCUGUGAGUGUGAUGAGCAGGGCUCAGGCUGGGCUUAUCAGUGCAUUGAUUGUGGUUAUGAGGUGCAUCUGAAAUGUGUUAAUGAAGUUGGGAAAGAAAAUGAAAAAAAUAAGCAAGAAUUUGAUGGACAUGAUGGUUCUAUCUCUGCUACGAAUGCCGCCAAAUCAUGAACAUAUUUUCGAUCUAUGCUUUUAACUGCUGAUGUCCAGAGAGUGUCUCGACACACCGAUAUCUCUUAGACUCAAAAACAAAUCUAAAUAAUCACUGUUUUGACUUGAAACUCUUGGAUGAUAACAGCCUGCAUCAUCCAUGGAUGUGUUCAUAUUUGUACAAUCUGUUUGACAGUAUGUGAUGGUCUGUGAAUUGUGUUACUGUUGCAGUCUGUUUACUGUUAAAAUCAAUGAAGUUGUUUUUACUGAAACAACUUCCAACAGAUUGAAUGUUGAUAUAGUUCAAGAGUGAAACCUGUGAACUGUAUUACUGUUACAAACUGUUUUACAGGUUAAAUCAAUUGAGUUUGUUUCUGCUGAACUUCUUCAGUGAA
Molecule: messenger RNA, 1673 nt
Organism: Dioscorea cayenensis subsp. rotundata (Guinea yam)
Lineage: Eukaryota; Viridiplantae; Streptophyta; Magnoliopsida; Dioscoreales; Dioscoreaceae
Product: probable nucleoredoxin 2
Exons: 3
Coding region: 67-1299 (410 amino acids)
Source: RefSeq, a predicted model, not a curated record